AUGAGAUGUUGUUGCACGAAAGCUGAUCGGCUGCAUUUGAGGGUAGCCUUCUACAUCUUCUUCCUCUUCCACUUUGUCGGUAAGGUCGCGUGGUAUGGAAGAGCAGACUUACAGUUCUAUGAAUUGUUGGAGAAGCACGACCGUACGCGCGAGGGGUUACGCGUAAAUGUGACGAUUUACGUCGCCAUUAACUUUCUCACCGCAGCCGAUAUGCUGCUGUUUUUGACAGCCACCACAUUGGCCAUAAUCGGGCUGCAGCGCGGGAUCAAGGUGCUGAGUCUCGGGUAUCCGGCGUACAUGGGUAUGGAAAUCAAAGUGUGGUAUGGCAACAUCGAGGACAGUCUGGUGGAUAGAGAUUCUGUGAAUGCAAUUAUCGCCGCUUACCUCUUGAUCACCUCAUUGCUUGCAUUCAGUUCCUACAUCCCACAUUACCGCCAAAUGUUCCCGAAAAAGGAGCGGAGCCCAACCAUCGCUUCCACAUACUUUUCCGGGCGUUCUCGGCAUAGUUCUACCGUUUCGCUGGGGUUUUAUGUCGUC
This is a messenger RNA of Mesorhabditis spiculigera, 537 nucleotides long. NCBI's taxonomy places the organism in Eukaryota, Metazoa, Nematoda, Chromadorea, Rhabditida, Rhabditidae. The record is from the annotation of a GenBank genome assembly.